AUGUUUGGACUCACUCCAGCAAGGGCUUUAAAGUUAAAACUCCAAAGAUCUCUCUGUCUUGGUAAUUGGUUUGCCCGCUCCCUGCUGUAGCAGAGGUGGUGAUGGAAGCAGGAGUCUUGUAGGUCAGUCGGCUGAUUAAAGAGAUGAGAGUAGAGUGGUAAGCAAGUGCUGUGUUGUAGAGGACAAGAAGCUGGAUUAUACACUGAAAAAUCCAUUGCCCAUUUAAUGACGGGGCAGUGAUCUAGCCAGUAGUUCCACACAUCGGUAGUCAGAUAGGUAGCACAGUGCCUCUAGAGCUCUUUUAUCUCAGGUUCAUCCCUGCCCCAAAGAACGUACAACCUCAGUAUUAUUUGCUGCUUUUAAACUAAGUUUUCCUCCUUCCCAGCCACGCCUCCUGCCCCCCAACUCAGCAAAGUUAGACUGAGUUUUAACUUUGUCUUCCAACAGAUCUGCCUUUGAACUGUUAAUUCCUUCGGCGUGCCCCUGCACUGUCCAAUCCGCUCUUUGAGAGACAGAAAGGAGACGCUGGCUGCUUCUGAUAUCCCUUAUCUCUCUUCCCUAGGUUCAUGCUGUUCAACCCGCCUACCCCACAUACCCUUUUUCCUUGUGGGACGUCUUUCUCGCUACACUUUCCCCUCGCUCGCCCUUGACUGUAACUUCGGAAAAGUUGGCUGUUUGGACAAUACAAAGACAGCCACUAAAAAGCAGGCUAGAGGAGCUCUAAUAAGCUUGGAUGCCAGGAGGAGACAUGGCAAAACCACUCCUAGGUCGCCGGAAUAUGGAGAGCAAUCCAGAUCUCGCCCCGGCUGCUGGCCGAACCGUAGGGAUCCUGGGAAGUGGAGACUUUGCACGCUCGUUGGCCACACGUCUGGUGUACUCGGGUUUCCAGGUGGUGGUCGGAAGCCGCAAUCCAAAGCGCUGCGCGGGCCUCUUUCCUUCAGCAGCUGAAGUAACAGCCCAGGCAGAUGCUGCAAAGAAGACGGAUGUUAUUUUUGUGGCAGUUUUCAGGGAACAUUACUCCACGCUCUGUGACCUGACAGAUGUGCUGGCUGGCAAAAUACUGGUGGAUGUCAGCAACAACACUGAAAUUAACCAUCACAAAGAAUCAAAUGCCGAGUACUUGGCUUCUCUUUUCCCAGCCUGCACCGUCGUCAAAGGAUUUAACGUGAUAUCCGCAUGGACCUUACAGUCAGGUCCCAGAGACGGGAAUAAGCAGGUCUUGAUUUGCUGUGAUAAUCAAGAAGCCAAGCGUAUAGUCGCUGAAAUUGCUCAAGUCAUGGGGUUCACCCCUGUGGACAUGGGCUCCUUGUCUUCAGCCUGCGAGAUCGAGAACAUUCCCCUGCGCCUCCUCCCAGCUUGGAAAAUCCCUGUCUUUUUGGCCCUGGGUCUCUUUCUCUGUUUCUACACCUACAACUUCAUCAGACAAGUCUUACACCCUUACAUCCGGGAGCAGAAAAACAAGUUCUACAAGAUCCCAGUGGAGGUGGUCAAUAGCACGCUCCCCUGCGUAGCCUACGUCAUGCUCUCUCUCGUUUAUCUACCCGGGGUCCUGGCCGCCUCUUUCCAGCUUCACUAUGGCACAAAGUACAGACGCUUUCCAGACUGGCUAGACCAGUGGCUGCAGCACAGAAAGCAGAUUGGUCUUCUGAGUUUCUUUUGCGCAGCCUUGCACGCCGUGUACAGCCUCUGCUUGCCCAUGCGCCGAUCUCAUCGGUAUCAGUUAAUCAACGCAGCCGUCAAGCAGGUCAUGGAGAAGAAGACUGAUGCCUGGAUAGAGGAGGAGGUCUGGAGAAUGGAGAUUUACGUCUCUUUUGGAAUAAUGGCCCUAGGCCUACUGUCAUUACUUGCCAUAACUUCACUUCCCUCUAUCGCAAACUCUCUCAACUGGAGGGAAUUCAGUUUCAUUCAGUCCACCCUUGGAUUUAUUGCCCUGGUAGUCAGCACCCUACACACCCUCACCUUUGGAUGGACAAGGGCCUUUGAUGAAAACCAAUACAAAUUCUAUCUGCCGCCAAGUUACACACUCACACUACUGGUGCCAUGUACUGUGAUCUUAGCGAAAAUAUUCUUCCAUUUGCCCUGUAUCCACCAAAGACUGCGGCGCAUUCGGAACGGCUGGGAAAAGGGAAGGUACGUGAAAUUCACACUGCCCAGUGCAACUGGUGAAUAUUCAAGCGGAGAAAGUUCCAGUAAUGUGUAGCAGAGCCUCUCUUACUGAUGGAGAAUUUCAAAGCACUAUGAAGAUUUCUUGAGGUUUUUCCUAAUUGUGUAUGUUUGGUAUAAUUGCCUUGUGGGUUGAUAUUCAUAGUUGGUGACUUUAGAAAAAUCAGUUACUGUUAAAUUAGUUUGCGCAGUAAUAUUUAAAAUAUAUUGCUGAUUUGCUACCAUGAUUGUUGCCUUAAAAAAAUCAUCAUGACAUUUGAGAGAGCAGCUGUAAAUACAUGUAGAAAACAAAUGGAAUUCUAUGGGUCGUAUUGGUCGAUUGAGACAGUAGCUGGUGGUACUCUGUACUGAUGCUUCUCUGUUGGGGCCCCAGCUGCUCUCUUUUUUAAAUAGCUGGGGGGACAAUUUGUAUCCCAUAUAAUUAUGAAGAAAUCCUUCUGCAUGUGACCUGAUGGACCAUCGGAAUCUGCUGCUAAACCAAAACAAUGGUUCUGAGAAGUGUGAGCAGUCCCUGGGGUUCUUCCACAUGGGAAGUCGACUCUGAAGCUGAAUGAGGGCAGUAUAAAUCUCAGCGCAAACUACUUAACUCCUGCCACCACAGCAGAAACAUCCAGUGACUUGGAGAACUUUGGGAUGUGUUUCCAAACCUGACCCCUGGACACAACAAAUUGGAUGGCACAUCUCAGUAUUCACGACUUUCUCAAAUGUGGACAGUGCAUUUUUUGGUCUUGUAGAUGUGGGCGAUGCAUGUGCAUAUUUGUACCGUUGGAAGAGUUGAUUUAUUUCCAAAGGUUAUAAUAGAUUUUGAAGACAGCGCCGUGCCUGAAGUGCAUUUACACCUUAGUGUAAUCCGCAGUGGUCAUUGCGACCACACAUUCUCAGUGAUGUGAAACCAAAGUUUAGUGCAUCCCCCAAUGGAAGGAGUGUAAAGAUAACCUCCAAAGGGACUCACAGCUUCAUGAUAUUGACUCUGGGCAUCGGGGAAAUGACAACUGCCAGCUGAAUUAGCAGUGACUAAUGGGGUGACGCCAUUUGAAACUACUCUUAUUAAACUCAAAUCAACGUGCUCAACUACAUCUACAACAACAACUAUCAGGUGUAUUUGUUUCACCACCAGCAAUGACACAUCUCCCUCUCUGUGACAGAUCCAGUACCUCCAAAAAAUGGGAGUUUACAUCUGUGAACAUUCUCACAAAGGCUAAAACUCAUCUGUCUCUGACCAAGUCUCAGUCAUGGAAUGGACACCAACGCAGCUACACAUUAUGGGCCUGAUUCUCCAGCGCCUUGCACCUUCAAGAGUCAUUUACUCAGCUACAAAGUGAGUAUCAUACACUGGCAUCAUGCGCAGUUACAUGCCGCCAUGUGUAUCAUCUCUGGCACCCUGUGCUCCCCCUCCUAUCAGACGAGAGGUUACCACUGGCAGGUUACUGGAGAAAGUACACGCCAACUCAAGCCUGCCGCUGCACAAUGACCUUUUCAAACCACCAGCUGCACGUUUGCCGUCACGUCACCCAUUAUGGUCUCAUCUGCCACGUCAGGAUGUUAGGGCGGAAACGUUCUGGUGGGAGGAAUGGAUAUCUGUUAUAAUCCCCAACCAGCCCCUUGUCGCCAACCCCACAAUUUGCCCGCUUGGUUUUGACCUGCCCAGUCGCCAGUGGCCCCUGUUGAACAGGUUCCAGACCAGGCAGGGUCUCUGUGCAGCCAACCAGUAUCGCUGGGGCCUUCGGGACAGCCCUUUGUGCAGCUGCGGCACAACACAGACAAUGCCGCACAUUGUCGAGGAAUGCCUGCUGACUAGGGUCAGAGGUGGCUUAGAAGAACUGCAUCACGCCACUGAAGAUGCCAAUCGCUUGGCUAGAUGACUAUGCACACGCUCAAUAAAAAUACUAGCAUCGUUUGGCAGAACUUCUCACUUACUUGGCACAGGGGUGAAUGAUGCCCACACUCUGUGCAAGGCAGUGGAGAAUCAGACUCUAUAUUUGUUUUUCUUUAUCACAACGAUUGUUCAGACUGUCCACAGUCUAAAUUAAUACACCACUCUUGACUGAAAACAAACCAAUGUCGUAGAUGCUUUACAACACAUACAAAUCCACAGUCUUUGCCCCAUAGAGAUUACAACUUGUCUGUCUACGAUGACUGCCAAACUUUACAACAGAUCCUUUAAAAAGGAGAAUCAAGAGGAAAUAGAAGAAUUACAUCAAAGUA
This is a messenger RNA of Trachemys scripta elegans, 4368 nucleotides long. RefSeq names its product STEAP3 metalloreductase (gene STEAP3). The transcript is spliced from 5 exons. Bases 734 to 2200 code for a protein of 488 amino acids. NCBI's taxonomy places the organism in Eukaryota, Metazoa, Chordata, Testudines, Emydidae. The record is from RefSeq and is a predicted model, not a curated record. Gene Ontology annotation, molecular function: cupric reductase (NADH) activity; ferric-chelate reductase (NADPH) activity. Gene Ontology annotation, cellular component: plasma membrane; endosome. Gene Ontology annotation, biological process: copper ion import.